Colletotrichum godetiae is the source of this 612-nucleotide messenger RNA. RefSeq lists its product as uncharacterized. Bases 58 to 300 code for a protein of 80 amino acids. The transcript has a single exon. NCBI's taxonomy places the organism in Eukaryota, Fungi, Ascomycota, Sordariomycetes, Glomerellales, Glomerellaceae. The record is from RefSeq and is a predicted model, not a curated record.
GAUGGUACUGUUACUGGAUUGUCAAGUUUAGCAAAGAUUGCCAGGUUUGAAGCAACGAUGGAGUUGCUACUCCGCCUUUUGAAUUCAGUAGGUAUCAUCUUAUGUUUAAUCAUUUCAGAGUGUGGUCGGAAAGCGGCCGAUCAAUCUAUAGCACGAAUCACGUACGCUUUUUGGACACACUUUAAUCCCGAGGAAGGAGAGAGAUCCCCACGCUCAUCACAUCACUUCAUCCUUAUCACUCGCAUCUAUAAGCAUUAUGUUAUCGAUUUAACCCAAACUAGGACUUCGUAUCAGUCAUAAGUGCGAAGAUACGGUUAGAAUAGUACAGCGCAUCACUCGUGUCUCGAUCCGGGUCGAACACGAUGAGUGGGGGGAUCCUCGCUUUGACUCGAUGGUUCAACUUGCACCACUCCAUCACUGAAUCGAACAUGCUUUCGAGGAGUGUCGCGCAGGGUUCCCUCAUAACCUAGAAUGCUUGCUAAUGACCUCACCCGAAGAGAACGGCGCGGCCCCAUGGGAAGUUCGUCUUGAACGGGAAGAAUGGGCCAUAAAGCCAGGUAACGUCGUGAUCCUUCAGCCUAAAGGACUGAUAAGUGGCUGGCUUGUUCAGAG